Messenger RNA from Rhodotorula toruloides NP11, 660 nucleotides. RefSeq lists its product as uncharacterized. The transcript has 2 exons. Bases 1 to 660 code for a protein of 219 amino acids. The record is from RefSeq and is a predicted model, not a curated record. Lineage: Eukaryota; Fungi; Basidiomycota; Microbotryomycetes; Sporidiobolales; Sporidiobolaceae.
AUGCUUUCGAUCACGCACACCCUGCCACGGCGCACCCUCGCUCUCUCCACUCGCCGACUGUCCUCCUCGUCCCCUUCUCUCUCAAUCGCAUCGAAGCUCUACCCAGGGCUGUACUACCACGAGCACCCUUCCCAGCCCUCUUCCUACACCCUUUCGUACCUCCCAAGCCCGCCGCCAAGCCUCCGCUUCUCCCCGACAACCAUCGGCACUCUCUCCCCCGUCUCUCGCCCUCCCUCUUCCUUCGAUGCCCAGCCAAAAGCGGACCAGGGCGUCCCGCCUAUCCUUCCGCGCACGCUGAGCGAGAACCCUGACUUCCUGAAACUGGUGCACGAGGUGAUCAAGGCGAAUGUUGAGGGCGACCUCUGGUUGCAGACAAAGGCAAAGUCGAUCGGCGAGGACACGCACAUCCACAUCGCCGACGAGCGCUCUCCCGCCGACGCAAACCGCAUCGGUGACCCCUCCGACAUCCUCGGCUCAGUCCUCGUCCAGUCCGGCAAGGUGGUCGGCUCGACGUAUGAGCCCAAUCACGUCGCAUACCGGCUCGUGACGGAGGAAGGAGGCCUGAUGCGGCUGCCGCAAGGUUUGCAGGAGAAGCUUGUUGAGGCGUGUAAGAGGGUGAGAGUGAUUGAGGAGGAGGCUGCGAGGGAGGAGCAGUCGUAA